AUGUCUGUCACUUGCUGCGCCUAUAGGAGGAUACUGAAGCACUUGCAAAGAAGCGCAGUCAGAUAUGGGAAACAGGAGGAAAUUUGUUUCGCUGUGUUUGGGCGCGCACUGAAUAUGAAUGAUUUUGCUGCCGCUGGGUAUGGCGAAACAGCUCAGCAGGUAGCUCGGUCCAUGUUCUCCCGGCCCAGCAUCUCCGGUAUCUCGUGCGAUGAACCCGCACAACGGCUUGUUGGCGCAUUUGACAUGUUGCGGCGUUUUGCCGAGGUUACCACUGCCACAGGUAGUUCCAAGGUCGAACGAAGUAUGGAUGAGACUGAGCGUUCGCAGAAUGAACCGAAGGAGCCAAAGGGAAGUGGGACGACGACAUCUUCGGGGAUUAGGAGGGCUGUUGUGAUGGAUUCCGUGAAGGUAGUUGGUGAAACAAGCAAGCCCGUGUCACCUGGGGUGGAAGAGGAUCAAGCAAAUGGUGGUAAAGGGUGCGAAAACGGCAUCGAAGAUGAUGAGGACCAAGUGACUGACGGCUUUCAUGUCGGGGAAGGGUCGGUGUACAUUGAGAGUUCUGUAAGUCAAAAGGUGCGAAAAAUAUCGCGACGCGUACUUGUAUGCUUGGAUUUGUUUAAGAUACCCCCAUAUCGGCACAUGAUGCCCCCAGAACCACUCUAUCCAACGAACAUACGUGUGAGGUUUAAGUUCCCAUUGAUGAGGGAUGCGAUGCUUUGCAUGGCGGCGUCCGUGGGCAAAGGCAACAUCAAUGGAACCCUUGAGCGCAAGAGGAUACUCAACGAGGAAGAUUACGGCGUGGUGUGUAACGUUAUCCCCACGAGGACGAUCACGGUAACCGAUCAUCUUGAGGUGGAACUGCGCACAGAGUACGUCCUUUCGAGAACUUACAACAGUGCGGAGGACGAUGACGAACACAUGAAGGUUCACCCUGUAGAAGGGGAUUGUGAAUCCAUCGUUUCCGGUGACGACAGCGGUACGAACAUCCAGCAUAUAUUUCGCUACUUUGUAUUUAUCCGGAACUAUGGACCAGAGAAAAACGAGAAGAAAUGGCACGCUCAACUGCUUUCUCGACACCUGGUUAUUUUUGACGAGGAGAAGGAAGCUGUUACGGAGGUGAUUGGCCCCGGUUUAGCGGGGAAUGUGCCUCUCUUGCCACCAGGAGGGUCGCACUUCUACGAAAGCGGCUUGUCUCUGUACGGGACGUCAGGUGUAAUGCGGGGGACUUUCCAGAUCAACACAUAUAACGAAAGCGGUGAGUCCCGCUGCAUCGAUAUACACAUUGCCCCGACACGUUUGGCUCCAAAAGAGGGAUCGAAAUGA
This is a messenger RNA of Trypanosoma brucei brucei TREU927, 1323 nucleotides long. RefSeq lists its product as hypothetical. NCBI's taxonomy places the organism in Eukaryota, Euglenozoa, Kinetoplastea, Trypanosomatida, Trypanosomatidae. The record is from RefSeq and is a predicted model, not a curated record. Bases 1 to 1323 code for a protein of 440 amino acids. The transcript has a single exon. Gene Ontology annotation, cellular component: mitochondrial nucleoid; nucleus. Gene Ontology annotation, biological process: error-free translesion synthesis.